UCGCGUCCCCUCCUCUCCUCCUCCUUCGCCCCACUCUAUUACCCGCCCUUUUCUGCCCUCUUCACACAUACUCCUCUGCUCAGCGCCAUCUCCUCCGUUCCCUUCCCCUGCACCUCUCUCUGAGCUUUGCUCUGCUCCUCGUGCAGACCAGGCUAACGCGAAAGCCACCAGAAAUACCCGCACAAACAUAGCAUAGGCAAGGCACAAGGAUUUUACUCCAUGCCCGUCUUCUUCUAACCGCAUAUACUCAUACUGUUGUCAUACCGGAGCUCGACAUUCCUCUGUAAGAAAGAAAGCAGCACGAGGAGGGCCGCUGGCCAUGGGGAGGCACAAGUUUCGACUGUCCGGCAUGAUCCCCAACGCGUGGUUCUUCAAGCUCCGCGACAUGCGCGGCGCCGCCCCCGCCAGGGCGGGCCAAGGCGCGGGCUCCCCCGGCGGCGCGGCGCGGGCGAGGCCGCCGACGCCGAGCACGCCGCACAGGGCGUCCUACUACUACACGCCGCGCGCGGGCGACCUGCUGCUUGUGGGCUCCUCCCCGCUCCAGCACCGCCCGAGGGCCUCGGACACGCAGUUCCCGCCGCUGCCGCUGUCGCCGCCGAGGCGGUCCAGGUCGUCCACCAGGCGGCGGCCCGUCAAGCUGGCGGCGCCGCCGUCGGCCAGCGGCAGCAGCGCCAUGUCCUCGCCCGUGUCCACCGGGUGCCGCCGCUGCCGGCGCAAGCCAGAGCUCGUGGCCGUCGAGGCGCCCGUCACUCCGCCGCCCUGCCGCCGCGACAAGUUCGUCGGCUACAACGACGACGAUUCCGACUCUGUGGAGAUACUGAAGACGAAGCCGACGGUUGCCAUAUUGCCCGAGGACGACGAGCUCCAGGGCAAGCUGAUCACCUCCGCCACGGACAUCAUCAUCGACCUGCGGACCAACAACAAGACGAGGCCCGACCACGACACCGACAAGCUGCCGCUCCCGCCGAUCGUGACCAAGCCCGCCAGGAGGAAAACGCCGGACGCCGGCUGCGAUCCUGAAGACAAGCACGUCGACAUCAAACCGAGGCGGUCUGUGUCGUCAUCGGCGCGCCGGCUCAAGACGCGCGCGAACACGCCGCGCGUGUCCAAGAAGUCCUCCAGCAGGCCGCCGGCGCCUGCAACGACGAACACGAAACCGCAGGCGCAGCCGCCUCUGGCGGAGAGCUUCGCGGUGGUGAAGACGUCGCGGGACCCGAGGAGGGACUUCCGGGAGUCGAUGGAGGAGAUGAUCGCGGAGAACGGCAUCUGCACCGCCGCCGACCUCGAGGACCUCCUCGCCUGCUACCUCUCCCUCAACGCCGCCGAGUACCACGACCUCAUCGUCGACGUCUUCGAGCAUAUCUGGGCCAGCCUCGCGGACAUCAAGUUGUAGCUAGUAGAAAUCCAGGGCAAUGCAGUGCGCGGCUCUUGCUUGCAUGCAUGUUGAAAUCCCCUGCGUGAACAAGAGCUGUCCUUCUUACUUAAUUAGCUCUUGUUAAUGAUCCUAAAUUGGGUACGAUAUAUAUUCCCCCAAGCCUGUGAAGCCAUGCUGUUCUUUCCUCCCUAGUGUACCAGCACCACAGUGCUACUUUGUUCGAUCGAGACCAAACCUGUGAUAAGGUUCGGGCGUACAAGUAAACAGUAGAGUAACUGAUGGGUUGUACUACUCCGUAGAAGUAGACUAGAAAUGUACGAUCGUAAAGACAACUGUUGAGAAUAUUAAUUCCUAGUAGUCUGAUUAAGCUUGAACAGUUAAUAUUCUGCAAGUUGUUGAUUUUAGUGGUGCUAGGUGGCCUCGUAUAGCUAGGCUCAUAUGUCCAGUGACCACUAUUACUUGUACUCAUUGUAAACACGUUUUAUUAGCUCCAGUUGAAAACUUAUUGAGUA
Messenger RNA from Brachypodium distachyon (stiff brome), 1887 nucleotides. Its product is annotated as transcription repressor OFP2. Gene Ontology annotation, molecular function: DNA binding. Bases 320 to 1393 code for a protein of 357 amino acids. The record is from RefSeq and is a predicted model, not a curated record. The transcript has a single exon. Gene Ontology annotation, biological process: negative regulation of DNA-templated transcription. Lineage: Eukaryota; Viridiplantae; Streptophyta; Magnoliopsida; Poales; Poaceae.